This is a messenger RNA of Silurus meridionalis, 2664 nucleotides long. RefSeq names its product Kazal-type serine peptidase inhibitor domain 3 (gene kazald3). The record is from RefSeq and is a predicted model, not a curated record. Gene Ontology annotation, cellular component: extracellular region. Gene Ontology annotation, molecular function: insulin-like growth factor binding. NCBI's taxonomy places the organism in Eukaryota, Metazoa, Chordata, Actinopteri, Siluriformes, Siluridae. Gene Ontology annotation, biological process: regulation of signal transduction; regulation of cell growth. The transcript has 4 exons. Bases 280 to 1179 code for a protein of 299 amino acids.
GAGGAGGAGGAGCAGGAGGAGCAGGAGGAGCAGCAGAAGGAGUCUGUGUUUCUGCCCCAGUGCUCGCGCACGCUGCCCCGCUCCCUCUUCCUCCUUCUUUAUUUGGAGUCUUGUACGUGUUUAUUUGCUAUGCGCGUGAGGCAGAGGGACACCGGAGCUCCUCCAGUCUCCUCCAGGUCUCAGCACGGGGUUCUGCUCGGAUUCUCGCGUCCUGUUCCGUUCUUUUGAUUAGAUUUUUUUUGUUCUCUUGUUCGUCGCGAGCGUUCGAGUGGGAACACAAUGCUGCUGCUUCUGGUUCUUCUGACCCUGAGCUUCAUACCUGGACACCAAACCUCUCCGUCCUACAGAUAUGACGACGACGUGGACGACGUGGACGACGACGAUCUGGCCGCCUUCGAUUACUACCACGCCGCGGAUGAGCUCGAGGACCGGAACGCGAGCGCGAGCGCGUGCGAGCAGCGGCAGCCGUGCGCCCCGGAGCAGUGUCCGCCGACGCCGGGCUGCAGAGCGGGGCUCGUGCGCGACUCGUGCGCCUGCUGCCUCGAGUGCGGAAACCUGGAGGGGCAGCAGUGCGACCCCGGAGACAGGAACGUCUACUACGGGCUGUGCGGAGACGGACUGGAGUGUCGGAGCGACGGAGAGACGCAGGAGCCGCAGUGUGUGUGCGCCUCGCGCGAGCCGGUGUGCGGAUCCGACGGACAGACCUACACCAACCUCUGCAAGUUCAGAGAAGCUCAGUUCUCCAACCAGGGACUGAACUCGAGCGAGGGACCCUGCAGGACCAUCCCCAUCAUCAAAGUCCCUCCACGUAACUUGGUGAACAUGACGGGCAGCAGUGCGGUGUUUCUAUGCGAGGUCUUUGCCUUCCCUAUGGCGCUGGUGGAAUGGAGAAAAGAGGGAAAGGAGGUUGUUUUGCCUGGAGAUGAUCCUCAUAUAUCUGUGCAGUCCAGAGGAGGUCCUCAGAAAUACGAGCUCUCUAGCUGGCUGCAGAUUGAGGAGGCGACUCGGGAAGAUUCAGGAACCUACAGAUGCAUCGCCAAGAAUGACCUGGGCAACAUCUCAGCCACUGCAGUGCUGGGAAUUCUACCUCCAGAUGAGAUGUCCGCCUAUUUAGAAGAAACAAUGAAAGAAUUGAUGGGAUACGAUCCAAUCAGAGACUACGAUGGAGACUAUUAUUGAACCACAUUAGAACUGAAAUGUUUUCUAGACAAAAAAUGGACAAACUCAAUUUGAAGACUAAAACCUCCUGUGUCCAUGAGAGACUUGAUCUGGACCCAAAUACAAACAACAUGAAGAGAACAUGAAGAGAACAUGAAGAGAACAUGAAGAGAACAUGAAGAGAACAUGAGGAGAACAUGAAGAGAACACAGAGAAAACUUGAUGCAACAUGAACAUAUAAUACACUCAAACAGCACCCUGUUGGAGAAAAAGCAUCCCAGAUGAAGGUUUAAGUAGAAGAUGAAGGAGGAUAUUUUUUGUAUUUUUCCCCUGUGAUGUCGACCGUAAAGUAGAUCUGCUUCUGGAAAACAGGGAACUUGGAGCACAUUCCAGAAGCUCAAACUCAAACUCUUUGCUGAAUCUCGGAUUUCAUGUGUCUGAAAUCUAAGUCGUAAUAUAUCCCUUUUUUGAGUUUAUACAUUUUUCCAUAUGUGGCAUCUCUCCGUCUGUGAGUUCUAGAUCGUUUCCCAAAGGGAGGAGCUUCGUCCACAGCUCCACAGCUGGUUUUCUUUAAGUGCUUCUGUCUUGAAGCUUGAGCACAGACAUUUCCUUUUUUUUAUCUGUUAUACAGUUCAAUCACUCAUCCGGUUUAACUGCACUCGUUAGCGAGAUCAUUUCAUCUUGUAAUAUUUCCUGUCUUCAACUGAGUGAGGUCUUCAAGUGAGAUCUUUUAUACUGUGUUCCGAUCAGACUAGAUAUCGACCUAUUUAUUAUAAUGUAUGUUAUUCGAUAUAUUGCAUAGUUUUGAUGUACUUGUGUAUAUUAAUAUCCAGAGGACAUUUCAACACAGUGGAACCUUUUAUAUUCACGUCCACAUAAAUACACAGUACAGAAUUAUUAUUUACAACUACUUUAUACCUUUAUAUUGUUUUAUUGAUAAUAAAAUACUUUGUUUUGGUGAUCAGACCAUAAAACAGGUCAAAUAAUUAGGAGUUUUGUUGUAUAUUUUUAUGUCUAGUUCUCGCUCCGAUUGUACAGUUCCUUUUCUCUGUGAUUCUGAUUAGAGCAUAGUGUUGAUUUGUCUCCUGGGAAUCAGUUCAUUACUUUCCAGUCUGGUUUCGGGUCACUCGGAAAACAGGAGAAAUAAUUGUGGAAUUGGAAAAAAACCUGGAAGCAGGAGCAGGGGGCUUCCCUACUUUCCUCAAAACAUUCAUUACUGUCCUGCAUGGAAAAGACAUUACUGGCACAGAGAGGAGUUUAGUUCACCUCCACAUACAUACAUGAAUGAAUGAAUUGUUUUAUUGGAAACAGCUCAAAAUUAUACAAUGUGUAAAAAAGGAAUGUAAAGUCAGUCCCCGUUUUCUGCUUGCAGUGAACAUUCCACAGAAUCACAAGUAACUAAAGUAUUUGUGUGGAGCUCAUGUUGCCACAUGGUAGCCAUUGGGAAUUACCUCCAGACUCUACUUGGGAAAAGAUUCUGUCUGAAUAAAGGUAACCAUUUCCAGA